Papilio xuthus (Asian swallowtail) is the source of this 1356-nucleotide messenger RNA. RefSeq names its product Sorting nexin 21 (gene Snx21). Lineage: Eukaryota; Metazoa; Arthropoda; Insecta; Lepidoptera; Papilionidae. The transcript has 4 exons. Gene Ontology annotation, biological process: protein transport. The record is from RefSeq and is a predicted model, not a curated record. Gene Ontology annotation, molecular function: phosphatidylinositol phosphate binding. Gene Ontology annotation, cellular component: early endosome membrane. The coding region runs from base 157 to 921 and encodes 254 amino acids.
AUUGCUUCAAAAACUUCAAAUCAUAUUCAAUAACUUCUUUAUUUAUGAUUGUUACAAGUACAAUGCUACAUGUUGAAUGUGCUAAUUAAGUUCUAAUUUUUAUAAUUAAACCACCAAAAUUUUUGUGUCUUACAAGUUUCAUAAGAGUUAUAAAAUAUGUUGAGAUUUGAAAUUGUCUCAUCAAGAACAGUGGAAGGCGAAGAUAAAGAAAAAAAGUUUGUAGCUUAUAUGUUACAAGUGCGACAAGAUGUUUCAGAUUCAAUGGCAUUUGAUCCUGAUCCUGCUAAUGUGGAGCGAAGAUAUACAGACUUUUUGUGUCUUUACAAUGGAUUGAAGAAGGAUUUUCCAGCUUUAUUGAAUAAUGUAACAUUUCCAAGAAAGAUUUUAAUGGGUAAUUUUGACCCAAAUUUAAUAUCAACCAGAUGUACUGCAUUUGAGUCAUUGUUGAGUUUGAUAGCCAAUGAGUCACGGCUCAGGGAUUCACCUGCGUCAAUUGCAUUUUUUCAAGAGGUGGAGCUGAAGGAAGCUAAAAGACUGAUAGAUGAAGGCAAGUUUGAUCAGGCACUGUCUGUCUUGGAGAGCAGUUUUAAAUUAUUGAAUAAGGUGUAUACUGACAGAUCUCGGGUGGUUCUGAGCGUUUUAUGUCGUAUAGUAGCAUGUGCUGGGGCGAGUGGUGGUGUGCUGGCCGGCCCGGUGGAGCGUUGGGCUCAGCUUGCAUUGAAACGAUAUGAAGCUGUCAGUGACUCGGAUCUAUUGCUUAUUUAUGUACCACUGUUACAUACUUGUAUAUCUAUUUGGGACACAUUGGGAAAAGAUAAAUCUAAAUUAAUUGAAGAAUUAAAUGGUCUUCGCAAACGUGGCAUGAAAGUGGACUCGGUUCCGAGUCUCAUGGAGGCAGUUGAUAAUUUAAUUAUUAUUUAAUGUAAUUAUUCGUAAGUCAAAUCGCUUUAUAUGUAUAUAAUCAAAUCAAAUUAAUAUAUAAUAAUAAUGUGAUAUUUAGGAACUGCUUAGUAUUUAAGACAUUCUAUUUCUAACCUAAAAUAGUCAAUUAUCGUAAUCCAACAUUUUUGGGUUUUAUAUUACUUUUAAUGCUUUAAAUAAUUAUAUUUUAUUUCUAGUAUUUAUAUUUUUUGAGCCUCUAUAAUUAAAAAAAAAGUUAUUGACAGCUUUUAAUAGGUAGAUUUUAAAAUGAGCCAUUUUCAGCCUAUUUAACCAUUGAUAUGCAACUAAAGAAGUUCACAAUGCUUAUUAUGUGUGCCUAAACUUUACAUCUUACGUAGUAAUUAACAUAUAAGGAUAGAUAUAUUAAAAACUAUUUGAUAUAUGAUCUUUUUAGUAUUAUAGGAUUUCUUAUUU